Molecule: messenger RNA, 2052 nt
Organism: Bombina bombina (fire-bellied toad)
Lineage: Eukaryota; Metazoa; Chordata; Amphibia; Anura; Bombinatoridae
Gene: AOAH
Product: acyloxyacyl hydrolase
Exons: 21
Coding region: 141-1895 (584 amino acids)
Biological process (GO): lipopolysaccharide catabolic process; negative regulation of inflammatory response
Molecular function (GO): acyloxyacyl hydrolase activity; calcium ion binding
Source: RefSeq, a predicted model, not a curated record
UUUUGUUUCUGUCAUUUCUCUGGUAUGCUGCAUAACUAGCCAGUAACCAGUGUGAGGUUUCUGAGUGUAUUUCCUUGCCCUGGUCAUCUGACUUGCACUGCUGCAGAUCUCACUCUGUAUUUGAGAUUGCUCCCAGCAAGAUGAAGGAUAUUGUGAAAAAGCCAGCUAUCUCUUUAGGGUUUAUUUUUAUACUUUUCAUACAGCACAGCACCUCCAGAUUAUCAUCUGAUGCAGCCAUCCAGCAACAGAGUCCAAAAUAUAUUUCCAUCACAGCUAACAGGGACACUUGUAUAGGGUGUUUUCUUCUGGUGUCUGUUAUUGAACAGCUUGCUCAGGUGCAUAACACCACAGUGCUGAAGUCCAUGGAGUUAUUGUGUUCAUAUCUACCAGAGGAAUAUGCUCUCAGGGGAAUGUGCACCAUGCUAGCUGAAAUUUUUGGACCAGAACUAGUCAAGUUGUUUAGUCAUAACUGGAACGCUGAUGUGAUUUGCCAUGCAAUCAAUUUAUGCAAUACUGACCCAAGGUAUCCUAUUUGUCACCUGUCCCCAAAAUCGAAGAAAGGAUUCAAAAAGUCAAUAAAGAAAGCUGAGAAGAUUGUGAAACAGUCCACAUAUCUGCAGAGCUCAGAAGUUAUUUCAGGAGUUCUCAUCAAAAUAUGUUCAAUUCCAUUUCUCAAAAGGAUCUGUGAAAUUCUAGAAUCUUCAAUACCAUUGCAAGAUUUUGAUAAAGACAAUUUCAGCUCUUUUCCUACCAUGAGAGGAUAUGAUUGGAGAGGAAGAGAUUGCAAUGAUGCCAAUAACUCUGUGUAUCCUGGAAGAAGACCAGCUAACUGGGAUUCUGUACAAGACAGCAACUGCAAUGGAAUUUCAGGUGUCGACACAGAAGAUGGAAUACCUUAUGAAAAAAAGUUCUGUGAAGGUACAGAUGCUAAGGGCAUAAUUCUUCUAGGAGACUCAGCUGGGGCACAUUUCCACAUACCCCCGGAGUGGCUCACAGCAAAAACCAUGUCUGAGAAGACCUUUUCUAACCUGCCACUUGCUAUAUCCAAUGAAUUAGACUGGCCCCAAUUCUCACAAUAUACUGGAUAUGAAAAUUCUACAAUUGGAGGCUGGACAAAUUCAUUAUACCUACGUUUAAGGAAAAGUAACCGUUGCAACCAUAGAGACUACCAGAAUAUCUCCAGAAAUGGUGGCUCAUCUCAUAAUUUACUGGAUUUUUUAAAAAGUUUGGCAAGAAAUCAACAACUAGACAAACCUGCUGUUGUAUUUUAUGCCAUGAUUGGGAAUGAUGUAUGCAAUGCCCAUGCAGAUACACUAAGUCAAAUGACUACACCUCAGAAAAUGUUAUCAAAUGUUAUGGGGACCCUGGAAUAUUUGGAUUCUCAUCUCCCAAAUGGAAGUCACGUGAUCUUCAUAGGUCUAGCUGAUGGUCGAUUCUUGUGGGAUACUUUACACAACAGAUACCAUCCAAUUGGUGAAUUAAAUAAGGAUGUUACGUAUGCACAACUGUACAGUUUUCUCAGCUGCCUUCAGAGCAACCCCUGUGAAGGAUGGAUGAACCAGAAUGAAACGCUCCGAAAUUUAACAACAGAGAGAGCAGAACAGCUUUCCAAUGUCCUUAAAGAAAUAGCUUUAUCGAAGAAGUUUAAGAAUUUUGAUGUGUUUUACAUUGAACACCUGUAUCAGAAAGUGAUCUCUGAAUGGACAAAAAUGGGAAAAGCGCCCUGGGACCUGAUAGAACCAGUAGAUGGAUUUCAUCCCAAUCAGAUUGCAUCAGCACUAGGAGCAGAUAUCAUUUGGAAAGAAGUAACACAAACAUGGCCAGAAGUUUUUGGCAAAGAGAAUCCAUACAAUGAAGCAAUUAUAGCAAAGUUUGCUGACCAAGGAGGGCACUAAAUUGCAGUGAGAAUACGCUGUGGAACCUGUGUGUCCAUUUCAUUGUAACACAUGAUAUUUUAUUCAUUUAAAGACCCAGAGUGCACAUUUGAGAAAUAUAGAGAUACCAUAAAAUAGUCCUUUGUUAAUUUUCAGAAUAAAAGAAUGUUUAAAUCUA